Petromyzon marinus (sea lamprey) is the source of this 4246-nucleotide messenger RNA. Lineage: Eukaryota; Metazoa; Chordata; Hyperoartia; Petromyzontiformes; Petromyzontidae. The record is from RefSeq and is a predicted model, not a curated record.
ACAGAGACACACAUACAUACACACACAGACACAUACAUACACACAUAAACACAGAGACACACAUAAACACAGAGACACACAGACACACACAUAACAACAUCAACAUCAGGACCAAAAGCGGAAGUCUUCGGAGCGUCCGAAACGUUUAGACAGCCAGCAGCAAAGUCGACCUCCAGAACAGUGAACCGUGCCAUCGUGAGGACCGCGGCAAGCCCACGGGCCGAGAUGGUGGCGAUGGUGAGGAUCGCGGUGAUGGUGAGGAUCGCAGCGAUGGUGAGGAUCACAGCGAUGAUGAGGAUCGCGGCGGUGGUGGUGGCGGCGGUGGUGGCGAUGUUGAGCGGACGUGGCCAUGGAGCGUCCCAGCUCAAUGAAGUGGACCUUCUCAACACGAUGUCGGGACACAAAGACCAGGGCUGGACAACCUAUCCCGACAAUGGUUGGGAGGAGAUCAGCGAGAUCGACGAACACAACCGGCCUCUGCGAACCUUCCAGGUGUGCAACGUGAUGGCCCCCCCGGAGAGCAACUGGCUCCGCUCCCCCGCGGUGCCGCGGGGCCCGGCACGCCGCCUGCUGCUGGAGCUGCGCUUCACGCUGCGGGACUGCGGGAGCAUCCCCGGCGUGCCCGGCACCUGCAAGGAGACCUUCAACCUCUACUUCGGAGAGGCGGGGGGCGCCGCCGCCGGCGGGGGGGGAGAGCCGCCGGCGCCGGCGCCGGCGCCGCUCAGCGAGGACGGCCUCGUCAAGAUCGACACCAUCGCCGCCGAUGAGAGCUUCACGCAGGUGGACGUGGGCGAGCGCGUGCUGAAGCUGAACACCGAGGUGCGGGAGCUGGGCCCGCUGUCCGGGCCGCGCGUCCUGGUGGCCCUGCAGGACGUCGGGGCCUGUGUGGCCCUCCUGUCACUCCGCCUCUUCUACAAGCGCUGCCCGGCGACGCGGCGCGGCCUCACGCGCUUCCCGCAGACGGUGGCCGGGGCCGACGCCUCGUCGCUCGUGGAGGUGCAGGGGCAGUGCGCCCCCAACGCAGGACCCCUGCCCCAAGGGGCCCCCCAGAACCUCCGCGCGGCACUCCGUCCGGCCCCCCUCUCGAACGCGGCGAGGCCCGAAAGCCUCCCCCCCUCCUCCCCCUCCUCGCCGGGGGGAGGGGAGACAAAGGCGGCCGUGACGGGGGGCGCGCCGGCGCCUCUGCCCCCGCCGCCGCGGAUGUUCUGCAGCGCGGACGGCGAGUGGCUGGUGCCGAUCGGCAGCUGCGGGUGCCGGCCCGGCUACCAGGAGGUGGAGGGGGACGACGGAGGAGGGGGGGGGGAACGAGGGGACGGUGAGCGGGGAACGGGAGGAGGCGCGGAGGUGACGUGCAGAGCGUGCAGGCCAGGCUUCUACAGCUCUGGGGGGCCCGGGGGAGACGGGGGGCGAGCGGGUUGCCUGCGCUGCCCCCCAAUGAGCCACUCGGCGCAGCAGGGGGCCAGCUUGUGUGAGUGCAGCGCAGGGUUCCACAGAGCCCCCCACGAAGCGGCUUCCACGCCGUGCACACGCCCCCCGUCGGCUCCCCGUGACCUCGUGUCGCGGGUCAACGGGACGUCCGUGUGGCUGUCGUGGUCGCCCCCCGCCGACCUGGGGGGUCGCUCUGACCUCUCCUACUCGCUGGAGUGCCUUCGCUGUGGCACUCCACCUCCUCCUCCUGCCCCUCAGCAACAGCUCCUCACACUCGGAUUCCCGCAGAAUUCCCGGCAGCAGCAGCAGCAGCAGCCUCUCCGGGUCUCUCCGGAAAACUGGAACACCAGCGCCGGUGGCGGCGGCGGCGUCAUUCGGGAUUCCUUGGGACUCAGGAUCCGGAACCGCCUCCUCCCGGCACGGUUCCGUGCCCAGGAUCCUGUCGGAGUUUUCCCGGAAUUCCGGGCGGGCGUCUCGGAGUCGGAGCGCCGCGAUCCGAGAUGGAACCCGCGGCGUCGCGAUCCUCCUCCUCCUCCGCCUCCUCCUCCGUCGAGACGACGUUCCCAGGGCCCCGAAGCUCGCCUCCCGUCGGCGCUAUCCCCACGCUUCCCGGAGCGCCGCCUCGCCGAGGAGGCGGGGAGAGAGCGGCGCUCCGCCCUCCCGCGGUCGGAGCGCCGCUCCGUCCGCUCGGCGUCGAGGCCGCGCGGCGGCGCCGGGGGGCGCGGCCCCCGGGGGACUCCGGCCGAGCUUCCCGGCGCUCCCGGCGCUCCCGGCGCUCCCGGCGGGGACGGCGGCUGCGUGCCGUGCGGGUCGCCCGAUCCGGUUUUCGAGCCGGCCCGGGAGGGCCUCGUCCGGGCCGAGGCGGCCGUGCGGGGCCUGGCGCCGCACACGGGCUACACGCUGCGCGUGCGCGCCGCCAACGGCGUCUCGGGCGCCGCCGCCGCUGGGCCCUUCGUGUCGGUCAGCGUCACCACCAACCAGGCCGCACCGUCGCGCGUCCCCUCGGUGCGCAAGGAGUCCAGCAGCAAGGACUCGAUCGGAGUCUCGUGGGAGCCGCCGCUCCACCCCAACGGACUCAUCCUGGACUACGAGCUCGCCGUCUCUGAGAAGGGCCGGCCCAACGUGACGGUGAUGUCCGUGCCGGUAGCCCGCGCCGUGGUCAGGGGCCUGCGUGCCGGGCGGCGCUACGAGAUCUCGGUGAGGGCCCGCACCGUGGCCGGCUUCGGGGCCUUCAGCCUCCCCGUCGAGUUCACCACGGCCCCUGGUGGCGCCUCCCACGCCGUGGCCACUGCGGGGGGCCACGUGACGGUGGCCGGCGUGACGGUGGCCAUCGUGGUGACGGCCGUGCUGCUGCUGGCCGCUGGACUGCUGAUCACUCGCAGGCACUGUGGGUACAGCAAGGCCAAGCAGGAUGAUGAGAAGCAGCAGUUCGAGAACGGGCACGCGAUGCUGCCCGGUGUCAGGUCCUACGUGGACCCCCACGUGUACGAGGACCCCAGCCUGGCGGUGCGUGAGUUCGCCAAGGAGAUCUCUCCCUCGGCCAUCAAGAUCGAGAAGGUCAUUGGUGGCGGGGAGUUUGGCGAGGUGUGCCUGGGCCGUCUGCGCUGCGCGGUCGGGGGGGCCGGCGGCGGGGGGCUGCUGGGGGGCCGCAGGGAGACGUGCGUGGCCAUCAAGACGCUGCGGCCCGGAUACUCGGAGCAGCAGCGCCGCGACUUCCUGGCAGAGGCCAGCAUCAUGGGGCAGUUCGAGCACGGGAACGUGAUCCAGCUGCGUGGGGUCGUGACCAAGAGUAAACCGCUCAUGAUCGUCACGGAGUUCAUGGAGAACGGCUCACUCGACUCCUUCCUCAGAAGGAACGACGGGCGCUUUGCGGUGAUGCAGCUGGUGGGCAUGCUGCGCGGUGUGGCGGCCGGCAUGCGCUACCUGGCCGACACCGGCUACGUCCACCGCGACCUGGCCGCCAGGAACGUCCUCGUCAGCGCCGGCCUCGUGUGCAAGGUCUCCGACUUCGGGCUCUCGCGUGUGCUGGAGGACGACUCGCACGCCACCUACACCACCGUGGGGGGUAAGAUCCCGAUCCGCUGGACGGCUCCCGAGGCGAUAGUGCUGCGCACGUUCACGUGGGCGAGCGACGUGUGGAGCUACGGCGUCGUCAUGUGGGAGGUGAUGUCCUACGGGGAGCGGCCCUACUGGGACAUGAGCAACCAGGACGUGAUGAAGUCGAUCGAGGAGGGCUACCGCCUGCCGGCGCCCAUGGACUGUCCAGCUGCACUCCACCAGCUCAUGCUCGACUGCUGGCAGAAGGCCUGCGCCGACCGGCCCAAGUUCGGCCACAUCCUCUCCCUCCUCGACCGCCUCAUCCGCAACCCCAACAGCCUCAAGAUCCUGGCCAACGCCACCACUAGGCCACACAACCCGUUCUACGAUCAGCACGCGCCGGGCUGUACCGCCUUCUCGUCGGUGGGCGAGUGGCUGGAUGCCAUCAAGAUGGGGCAGUACAAGGAGCGCUUCACCCGCGCCGGAUACGGCUCGCUCGACGCAGUCGCCCGUAUGACCAUUGACGACAUCCGGCGGACGGGCAUCACGCUGGUAGGACAUCAGAAGAAGAUCACGAACAGCAUCCAGUCGAUGAGGGCCCAGCUGAUGCACGUGGACAACACGGAGGUCAAAGUUUAAACGCAACGGCCGAGCGUGGUGACCCCCGCGGCCGCAACGGCCCAAAACGUCGACACGUGCUCCGGAACCGUUUGUUGGCCCAACGUUUGGACCAACGUUAGGCCCAACGUCGCGGCAAUGUCUGGCACCGACGUUGGCCCAA